AUUCCUCCUGCGUCCCUCAGCGGAAGCGGGCGCGCAAACAGAGGCGCUCCUGCGGCCUCUUGAGGUACUUGAGGCCUGGACGCCUGAGGGCUGCUGCUUCGGCCUGGCGUGUGGCCCCCGCUCGUGCUGCCAUCAUGGCGGAGCUGUUCAUGGAAUGCGAAGAGGAGGAGCUGGAGCCCUGGCAGCAGAAGGAGAAGCCCAUUGUCGUGGAUGACGACGACGACGACGAACUCAUCUUUAUGGGCGAGAUCCUGAGUGCCAAGCCAAGCAGUUCCUAUAUAUUGAACAGGGUUAACCCCAGUUCCCCGCGGAUUGGGAUUCAGAAUGGGGCCGCCAAAAGAGGGUUCCAGCCCGCGACCAGACCAGCCACCAGCACAUUGGCUGUCCAGCCACAGCCGCGGGUCAGCAGCAGCGCGCCUGGGACCCCUUUGGCCUUGCAGCGGCCCCUCUCCGGGUGCUCCGGACCUCAGGAAGCGGCCAAGGCCAGUGCUGGCCUCUCCCAGCCCAUCAGCCGCUCUCCCUCCCUCUGCAGGAAUCUCAGCUUGCCGGGGCUGGCCCAGCCGGCCUCCAGACCUGUGGCCACAGUCACCGCACAGCCAAUCACCUUAAGCCGGGUUACACCAAAUAACACUUCUGGCCUUGGCUUUGGCUUGAGGCUGAAUUCAGGAGAACUGCAAUGCCAGGGUGGAUCCAUGGUGAAUUUGACAGGCUUGUCCAAGCGUCCCUCUACUUCCGAAGCCGACAGUAUCCUUCCCAAAAAGACCAAGGGGAACGACAUGGGAGACGGAGGGGAUUCCCCUGAGUUGAUUUCAGUCCAGUCUCCCAAUGACCUCUUUCAGAAAGGUGUUCUGUCUGCAAACAUGAAGAAUGGUGCACCUUUCCCGCAGGCCUGUCCAAAGUGCAAUAUUCAUUUCAAUCUUUUGGAGCCAUUAAAAAACCACAUAAAGUAUUGCUGCCCGGAGAUGGUGCCCUCCUUCCUGGGUGCGGCAGAAAGCUUGGGGCCCUGGACCAGGGCCAUGGAGUCGGAGCCCGGGAAGCUGAUCAUGCUGGUGAACGACUUCUACUACGGGCAGCACGAGGGGAACGUGCAGCAGGUGCGCCAGGAGCAGAAGACCCACACCACCUUCAAGUGCGCCAGUUGCAUGAAGCACCUCAAGAGCAAUGUCAGGUUCAUGAACCACAUGAAGCACCACCUGGAGCUGGAGAAGCAGAACAGCGAGAGCUGGGAGAGCCACACCACCUGCCAGCACUGCUUCCGGCAGUUCCCCACUCCCUUCCAGCUCCAGUGCCACAUCGAGACCACCCACACGCCCCACGAGUGCUCCACCAUCUGCAAAAUCUGUGAGCUGUCCUUUGAAACAGAGCAGAUCCUUUUGCAGCACAUGAAGGACAAUCACAAGCCGGGAGAGAUGCCCUACGUCUGCCAGGUGUGCAGUUACAGAUCGUCGGUGUUUUCGGAUGUGGACAAGCACUUCAGGGCCGUCCACGAGAACACAAAGAACCUGCUCUGCCCGUUUUGUCUUAAGGUCAUUAAGAUUGGGGCGCCCUACAUGCACCACUUCAUGCGGCACCAGAAAAAGGGGGUGCACCGCUGCACCAAGUGCCGGCUUCAGUUCCUGACCAGCAAAGAAAAACUGGAGCAUAAAUCCCAGCAUCACCGCACCUUUAAGAAACCUGCUCAGUUGGAAGGCUUGCCUCCCGGAACCAAAGUGACCAUCCGGGCCUCGGCUGGCUCCCUUCAGCCGGUGUCUCCGUCCGCUUCCUUCGUGAGCGCCAAUACCUCCGUUCUGCAGCUGUCUCCCCCGCUAGGGUCCCACGUCGCAUCCCCCCCUUUGAGCCCCCAGAACAGGCUGAACACCAGCAAGACCCGCUCCAAGCCCAAGCCCUCGAGCUUCCAGCGGAAGGAGAGCUUGGCCAACAGCAGCAGCAGCGCCAGCAGCAGCAGCAGCAACGGAGGCGGCAGCAAGAAGAACAACAGCGGCAAGAUCGCCAACACCGGACUCAGCCAUCUCAGGUGCCCGGACAUCCAGAAGUGCAUUGAGUGCAACUCGGACAUCCGGACCUUCGCCAACCACUUCCCGGCCUACGUGCGCUGCGGCCUGUGCCGCUACAGCACCAGCUGCAGCAAAGCCUACGGCAACCACAUGAUCAGUUUCCAUAGCGCCCGCCCAACAAAAAGGUUCUGGAUGUAUAAGGAGCAUUCGGAGGAACUGAAGGAUCUGACUCUGGUCUGCCUUCACUGCGACUUUGUGGCCGACCUUUCUGCCAUGGACAAGAUGGCUGCCCACCUCAGCGACAAUGAAACACACGAGUGCCAAGUUAUUUUGGAAAACGGUCCCACCGAUCCUCCUUCUGCGGCUGAGAACCUUCUGGGCCUGUCGAGCGAGGCAUCUUUGAAGAACGAAAGCAAGGAAGGAACCCAGGAACUUUCAAGGCCCAGUGAGCCCAAGGAGGAAGAAGAACAACAACAACAGCCCCCUCCUCCUAAAAGCUUCGAAAUAAAAGAAGCCAACAAGGACCAUCUUGGAAACCCAAGGGAGGAGGCCUCUUCAGUUGCAAAGCAUGAAGGAGAAGGAGGAGAAGAAGAAGAGAGAGCACCCGCUCCAGAAAGCAGUUCUGGCCCUGAGCUGCCAUCCGACCUCAUUGAUCCCUUGGAGAAGGCGGGCAACAAAGACGCUUGUGCCGCUGCCAAAGGAGAAGAAGCGGAGUCCCUGGUUCCAGAAAACGUUCCCUGCCUCCCAGCCUGCCUGGAACACUCUGUGGAGGAAGGAAGUGGGGAACAUGAUGAGGAGGAGGACCUUUUAGUUGCUGAAGGUGAAAAAACGGUCCCUGGGCCUCCUUCAGAAGAUGCCUUCAGUUUGGAACGCCAUACUUACCCAGAGCACUCUUCUGGAGGAGGAAACACAGAGGACCUUUCCAGCCCAGGAGGUGAAGACCCUGCAGACAUGGAGUGCGAGGACAGCCCUGCACCUUCGGGGCUGGAGAACAGGCCCAUCCCAGAACCUUCUCUCAUCUCAGAACACCCCACGGAUGCUGCUGGAGGCUCAGAAGACCUCAUGGGUACUGCUGAACACUCUGGUGAUGCCAUCGAUGCUGCUGAAGCCCCAAAAGAUCCCAUUGAUGCUGCUGGAUGUUCAGAAGACUCCAUUCGUGCUGCUGAAGACUCAGAAGACUCCACUGAUGCUGACAGGGGCUUGAAAGACCCCAUCAGUGCUGGUGGAAGCCCAGAAGACCCCAUCAAUGCUGUUGGAAGCCCAGAAGACACAAUCAAUGCUUGUAGAGGCUCAGAAGACCCCAUCAAUGCUGUUGGAAGCCCAGAAGACCCCAUCAAUGCUGUUGGAAGCCCGGAAGACCCCAUCAGCGCUGUUGGAAGCCCAGAAGACCCCAUCAGUACUGGUGGAAGCCCAGAAGACCCCAUUAAUGCUGCUGGAAGCCCAGAAGACCCCAUCAGUGCUGCUGGAAGCCCAGAAGACCCCAUCAAUGCUGCUAGAGGCUCAGAAGACACCAUUGACACUGCUGACUUCCCAUUAAGCCAGAACGGUGGUCUUCUUGUUGCCUCAUCUUCUGGUCUGGGAAGCAAAGGCAGUCCCUCUGACCCCUCACAGAACUCUAUAGAUGAUGCUGCUGAAGGAGGAGAAGGUGCUGGAUGCCCAUUAAGUGGAGGGGAGGAGUGCGAAGGAAGUGCCACCUCACCUUUGGGGCCUUCUGCCUGUGGAGAGGACCUUGAAGACACUGCUGAAGAAGAAGGGGAAGAAGAAAGGGAGACAGAGCCAAUGGCAGAGCAGGGUGGUAUUUCCUCACCCUCCAUGGCAGAUGCCCCAGCCCAUGCAGGGCCUUCCGCCUCUGUGGAAGACGACCCCAUGGACCCUGCAGGGGAUGGCGAUGCCAUAAGUAGUCCUCCUGAGGAUGGAGAUGUCUCUCCGGCUGAUGAGCCCUUGGCUUCUCCGAUGGAAGCAGGAACCAGCCCAGUGUCCUCGAUUGACCCUCUUGAACCCGCAGAAGAAGCCAAUGGGGAGGCGGAUUGGGCCCUUUUGACUUCUCAGGAUAAGGAAGACGGCGCAUCGGUGCCACAGGCGGAUUUGAAAAGCCCCCCUAGCCCCAAAGGCUCCCAGAAAGAAGCCCAGAAGACCCCAUCAAUGCUAGUGGAAGCCCAGAAGACCCCAUCAAUGCUGGUGGAAGCCCAGAAGAUCCCAUCAAUGCUGGUGGAAGCCCAGAAGACCCCAUCAGUGCUGUUGGAAGCCCAGAAGACCCCAUCAGUGCUGAUGGAAGCCCAGAAGACCCCAUCAAUGCUGGUGGAAGCCCAGAAGACCCCAUCAGUGCUGUUGGAAGCCCAGAAGACCCCAUCAAUGCUGUUGGAAGCCCAGAAGACCCCAUCAAUGCUGGUGGAAGCCCAGAAGACCCCAUCAGUGCUGGUGGAAGCCCAGAAGACCCCAUCACUGCUGGUGGAAGCCCAGAAGAUCUCAUCAAUGCUGUUGGAAGCCCAGAAGACCCCAUCAGUGCUGGUGGAAGCCCAGAAGAUCUCAUCGGUGCUGUUGGAAGCCCAGAAGACCCCAUCAGUGCAGGUGCCAGUCUGGGAACGAGGAGAGAGUGGGGGUCCCUCUUCCGUCCCUCUUCCGUCGCCAGCAAAAAGUGCCUCUUCUGUGGAACUCCCAUCCCAAACAGAGGCCUCUUCGCCUGACAGCGCGGCGGCGGAAGCACCGGAGGAGGAUACAGAAGAAGAAGGUGACGUUGGUGGCCAAGAAGGAUCGCCCCAUGGCGGAGACGGCGGGAGCGUCCCUCCUCCGCCUCUGGAGGCGCAGGCGGACGACUCGGACGAGGGGGAGCUGGCGGACGUGAUGGUGGAGGGGGCCGAGUGGGCCUCCGAUGAGGACGUGGGCUUUGCGCAGUUCUUGCAGAGGCGUGGGGAGCCAGCCGUGGCCGCUCCAGAGAGCAGCGAACAGGACGGCGGCAGCGGCAGGAGCAGCAGCGUGCGCCUGGAGCCCUUGACCCCCUCCGAGGUGCUGGAGCACGAGGCCACCGAGAUCCUGCAGAAGAAAGGGGGCACCCCUUCUCCUGGGGCCUCCGAACAUGGUAGCAGCAGUGGGGGCCCAGCAAGCCCCGAGGAGCAUGAAGAGAAGCAGGAGGAAUUGGACCCGGAGGCCAGCUGAGGGAGGGGAAGCAUUGAGAGGCAUUGCGUGGGGCAGGCAGGCCUAACGAGGGGAGGAAGGCGCCCCCUUCUUGCCCUAUGCACCUGAAGGAGCCCCUUUGUGUGUGUUAGUCCUCAGGUGGCGCAAGAGCCACGGUCAGUCCGCGAGAAACGGGUUGCAUGCUGUGUUGCUGCCCUUCAAUGAAAGGAGGAGAGUGGGACCUCUUAUAGGGAAGGAGCCCUCCCUCCUGAAAUCUCACUCACCCUUCGUAGGGAAGGCUACACCCGCUGGGCUGUUUUGAGAGGGUUAUUCUUACGGACAGAAUCCAUGUCCCCGAAACAGGACAGAAAACCCCCAAACUGAGCCAGAAGGUCAACUGUUGCCUCUCCGCCCCCCUACGACGGAGGACAUGGAAUCACGUCCAUAUUCUGAUUGAGUGAAAUCAGUGGGGAGCAAGGUUGGCUGCGUUGUCCAGUUGAAGGGAUGCACCCCACAACUUAACCAUAGUCUCCUUUUUAGGUUGUAUCCUUCAAAUACUGUCCCCCGACUCUUUUAAUAAGUGGUUUUGGACUCGUUGAGGUUUGUUUCUAUUGGACCUACAUGUUUUGGACUUCUGUGGAGCCACUGGUUGUACAUAUUUUGGAGUAAACAUUUGCAAGAAACUA
Anolis sagrei ordinatus is the source of this 5791-nucleotide messenger RNA. NCBI's taxonomy places the organism in Eukaryota, Metazoa, Chordata, Lepidosauria, Squamata, Anolidae. The record is from RefSeq and is a predicted model, not a curated record.